AUGGGUGAACACGCCAAUGUGUCUUCAGGGUUUUCGUCGAUUCCCAGAUCCAACUUAAAGAUCGGAGGCAAUGAAUUGGAUGAAAAAGAGGAGUUGGAUAAAAUUCGACGUGUUAACCCAAUUCCAAAUUCAGGUAACACUUGUCAUGCUUCUAAAGACACUGAAAAUGAAAUGUCUCAAGCUUGUAAAGUCUCGCAGAGUUUUGUUAGAGAAGGAAAGAGUAAUACGACUGAACUGUUGAGUCAAGAGGUCAAGCCUUCUCCGACUAAACUUGGUCUUUACACAGAUGUUGGUUCUGAAAAAGGGGCUUUGGUUAAGAGUAAUGACGCUGAAUGUGUAGCACAGAGAAGAAGUGGAUUAUCGGUUUCCAGCUGGUUGAAUGAUGAUCUAUCGUCGGUUUGCUCAUCCAGGAGACUCGAUAAACCUGGUUCAACGGAUGUUUAUUCCGAGUGUGGGAGUUCAAAUGUUCCUCCUGUCGAGGGAAAAGAUCCAAUGAAGCUGUGGAGAGAAAUGAAACAGAACGGGUUUCUGUCUAAUCCACACGGUGGGAUUUCAGCGACAUCAAGCAGCUGUCUCGUCUCAUCUUCUCAUGGAGGGAUACCGGCUCCAAGGAAACGUGGUCGCAAAAGCAAGAACAACGAUGCUGCUGCAAUGGUGAAGAGGAGACAGAUAGAGAUUGCAAGGAAGGAAGAAGUUGACAGGUUUGCUAGGCUUGCUGCUCCUAGUGGGCUGCUCAACGAACUGAACCCUGGAAUUAUAAACCAUGUGAGAAACAAGAAGCAAGUGCUUUCCAUUAUCGAGAACAUUGUCAAGUCUGAUAGAGAUUCCGGAAACUUCUAUCAUCACCACCCGAUGAGGCAUAGCAAUACUACAAGUGGGGGCUCCAAGAAGAACUUGGAAGAUGUCAACACUGAUGGCUCAAGAUCUGAUUUUAAGUAUGCCACGCCAGAAGAUAACUACUCUAUGCGCUACUACGAGGAGAAUUCCGCAGAUGGUGAUUUCAGUGAGGAAAACAAUACAGUUGGGUCGAGGUUUCAGGACGGCAGUUCCUUGUCAAGCGUGGAGGCAGCAGAGCUUAAAUGUGCUAGUGUGCUCACUGUUAAAGCGGCUACGGUAGCGUCUCAAUGGUUGGAACUGCUUCAUCAGGACAUCAAAUGCCGUGUUUCAGCUCUUCGACGUAGCAAGAAGAGGGUUCGAGCUGUUGUGGCGACAGAGCUACCUUUCUUAAUAAAGAAAGAAUUCCCAGCUAAUCAAGAGAAUGAGCCAAAUUCACUCAUCGGUGGAGCUUCGAGGGCUUCAGUAGUGAAUAACCACAGGACCAGAUGGAUGGCGCUGUUUAAGCACCUCGAACAAACGCUAUCAGAAGAAGAGAAACAAUUGGAAAGCUGGCUAAACCAAGUGAGGGAGCUGCAAUCACAUUGUGACCGAGGUCUGCAACACUUGAGCUUGAGUUCUGGUCCGAACUUCUUACAGUUAGGAAUGCCAUUGUACUCUAGAGCUGCGGAUGCACUGAUCUCAGAUAAGGAUUUAGUGGUUAGAGCAGCCGCAGCCUCCAUAUUCUCGACCUGCAAUUUUCUAGCAACAAAGGAGAACAUAACCUGCACCUGA
Messenger RNA from Thlaspi arvense, 1608 nucleotides. The record is from the annotation of a GenBank genome assembly. Lineage: Eukaryota; Viridiplantae; Streptophyta; Magnoliopsida; Brassicales; Brassicaceae.